Messenger RNA from Eremomyces bilateralis CBS 781.70, 1605 nucleotides. Its product is annotated as Molybdopterin-synthase sulfurtransferase. Gene Ontology annotation, cellular component: cytosol; cytoplasm. Gene Ontology annotation, molecular function: thiosulfate-cyanide sulfurtransferase activity; URM1 activating enzyme activity; adenylyltransferase activity. The transcript has 4 exons. NCBI's taxonomy places the organism in Eukaryota, Fungi, Ascomycota, Dothideomycetes, Eremomycetales, Eremomycetaceae. The coding region runs from base 1 to 1605 and encodes 534 amino acids. The record is from RefSeq and is a predicted model, not a curated record. Gene Ontology annotation, biological process: tRNA wobble position uridine thiolation; protein urmylation.
AUGGAUCAGACGAUCAGGAAUUUGCGGGAGCAGAUCUCCCUCUGUGAGAGACAGUUGCAUGCAUUGAAGGUGCAAUUGAAUAAUGCCGAGGAGAGGGCGAUUCUGGAAGCGCAAGCAAAGCCGGAGAUGUCGUUCGACCUGAGCGGCGGCGGGCAGGAUGCGUGGCAGAUGGAAAUUCUGGGCGUGUUGGGCCAUGAAAGCCCCAGGAAGAACGCAUGGCCGUUAAUGCCACAGGAGUACAAGCGAUAUGGUCGACAGCUCAUUUUACCGGAAAUUGGGCUCAAUGGUCAAUUACGAUUGAAGAACACCUCAGUUCUUAUCGUUGGCGUCGGAGGCCUGGGAUGCCCAGCAGCAGCAUAUCUCGCUGGUGCUGGAGUUGGAACCAUCGGGCUCGUGGAUGGAGAUAUUGUUGAAGAAUCAAACCUUCAUCGCCAAACCCUCCAUACGACCGAAAAGGUGGGCAUGUCGAAGGUUGACAGCGCCACAUUCUACCUCAAAUCCUUGAACCCAACCAUCAAAUACGUCUCCCACCGAACUCAUCUAAACCCGCAAAAUGCACCGGACAUCUUCCGCCACUACGAUCUGGUUCUAGACUGCACCGACAACCCAGCCUCCCGAUAUCUGAUAUCCGACCUUUGCGUCCUCCUAGGCAAAACCCUUGUUUCGGCCUCCGCACUCCGCAUGGAGGGCCAACUCCUGAUCCUCAAUUACCCGCCUCGAGCGCCUGGCGACUCCUCCGGCGGUCCAUGCUACCGAUGCGUCUUCCCCAAGCCCCCUCCCGCCGAGACCGUGGUCACCUGUGGAGAGGGCGGUGUCUUGGGCCCAGUGGUGGGCGUCAUGGGCGUCCUUCAGGCGCUCGAAGCCAUUAAAGUCAUCGUCGACGAUUCGCAUCUCCUGUCCUCUCAAUCCGAGACACCUUCUUUACUCCUAUUUUCCGCAUAUGGAACCCCACCGUUCCGCUCCAUCCGCCUCCGCUCGCGCCGCCCACGCUGCGCCUGCUGCUCUGAGCAGCCGUCCGUCUCGCUCGCCUCUUUGAGCUCGGGUUCAUUAGAUUACCAACUGUUCUGCGGCAUUGCCAAUCCGGCCAAUAUCUUGAAUCCACGCGAACGCGUCUCACCACGAGAAUACGCCAAGACGCUCGUAACCACACGGUCGGUGUUGGAUCGCGGGCUCCCGAAAGAUCACGUCCUGAUCGACGUGCGAGAGCGCGUGCAGUUCGACCUCUGCAGUAUUGAGGGGAGUAUCAACAUCCCGUUCUCGCAAAUCAACGCACCAGUGCGGUCGAAUCCCUCGACAAGAGAGCAAUCAGUCGCGUCGUCAUCGUCGCCGUCAACGAAUCCGGAUCAGAAUGCGAUGGAAGUGGAUGGGAAAGUCAGUGAGGGGCAGAGGAACGAGCUGGUGAUGCCGUGGGUACAUUUCAUACAUAAGGCGGCACUGGAGAAGCCUAUAUACGUGGUUUGUCGGUUUGGGAACGAUUCGCAAGUGACGGUGAAGAAGUUCAAGGAGGCUGGGUUGGAUUUGAGCGGCAGGAGAUGGGUUGGUGAUAUCAAAAAUGGCCUGAGAGGAUGGAGGACACAUGUGGAUAAAGACUUUCCGGAGUAUUGA